Molecule: messenger RNA, 3738 nt
Organism: Marmota flaviventris (yellow-bellied marmot)
Lineage: Eukaryota; Metazoa; Chordata; Mammalia; Rodentia; Sciuridae
Product: zinc finger protein 268-like
Biological process (GO): regulation of DNA-templated transcription
Molecular function (GO): DNA-binding transcription factor activity, RNA polymerase II-specific; RNA polymerase II cis-regulatory region sequence-specific DNA binding
Source: RefSeq, a predicted model, not a curated record
AUGGAAGCCCAGAAGCUAAGUGAUCUGGUAAAGAGAAGCCAGGAAAACCCAGAUGAACACUUGUGCUGUGCGUCCCUCCUACACAACAACACACUGAGUAAGAAGAGAGAGAACAUUUCUGGAAACACACUUAAUCUGGACACAAACCCUGUUUCUUCAGGAAAAACACCCUGUGAAAAUGACUCACGUGGAGUGAGUGAGAAAUGUAUUUCAGAAUCAAGUGUUACUGAUAAAAAGGAUUCAAGUAGGAACUCCAGUGCACUCACUGAACAUGGGAAGUUGCCUCUUGACUGUGAGCAAGAAAACAGUCAGACUGAGCAGAAGUCUGAUGCGUGUAACCACGGUGAGGAAUCUCUGGGUGGUAAUGAGGGUCUUACUGAGCAACAGGAAGUUCAAGCUAUGGGACCACCUUUGGAAGAUAAUGAUGGUGGAGAAGCCGCCCCUGAACAGGCAGCCACCACCUCACCCCAGACGGCAGAGGCAGGAGAGAAGCCCUGUGACCACGAGGAACCCACAGGAAGUACCAGUGCCAUGUCAGUCCCUGACAUCCCUCAAGAAUGUCAGAUGAGGAUAGAUUGCUCUGAAGUUAAUGGGUGUGAGAAAUCAGUGGUUUGUGAGGACCAGCAAGUUAACAUGGAGGAGAAAACCCAGGAAGCCAGUGAAAAUGAGGGUGCCAGCAAGGAGCCCCAUCUCACUCAAGCUCCUGGAACUUGCACAGGGGAGAACACCUUUGAAUGCAGUCAUUGCAAGAAAUCUUUUCGCCAGGAGUCCCAACUUACUAACCAUCAGAGGACCCAUACACAAGAGAAACCUCGUAAAAGUAGUAAACGUGGGAAAACCUUCCAGAAAUCACAGCUCACUGACUCGAAGAGAACUAACCGAAGACAGAAACGCCGUGAACAUAAGGCACGUGGAAAAGCCCCUGUGAAGUCCCCUCUCGGGGACCAGCAGAGGACACAGCCAGGAAAGAAGCUGUAUGUAUGUGAUGACUGUGGGAAACCUUUCCGCUAUCACUCAGCCCUCAAAGUCCAUCAGCGGAUCCAUACGGGAGAGAAGCCCUAUAAGUGCCAUGAGUGUGGGAAAUCCUUCUAUGCCAAGUCCAACUUCACUCAUCAUCAAAGAAUCCAUACAGGAGAGAAGCCCUUUGAAUGUCAGGAAUGUGGGAAGUCCUUCUCUGUGAAGUCAAACCUCACCAAACACCAGAAGACACACACAGGGGAGAAGCCUUUCAAGUGUAGCGAAUGUGAGAAAACCUUCUUCCAGAAGUCACAAUUUGCUGACCAUCAGAGAACACACACAGGGGAAAAACCCUAUACAUGUACUGAGUGUGGGAAAUCUUUUUACUAUAAGUCAGCCCUACAUGUCCAUCAGGGGAAGCACAGAGAAGAGAAGCCUUACAAAUGUACUGAGUGUGAGAAAUCCUUCUGCUAUAAGUCAGCCCUGAUUAUCCAUCAGGUAACUCACACAGGGAAGAAACCCUACGACUGUAAUGAGUGUGGGAAAACCUUUUGUGUGAAGUCAAAUCUCACUAAACACCAGAAAAUUCACACAGGAGAGAAACCCUAUACAUGUAAUGAGUGUGGCAAAUCUUUCUCUAUGAAUUCAAUCCUUGUUGUACACCAUCGGACCCACACAGGGGAGAAACCUUACAAAUGCAACGAGUGUGAGAAAUCCUUUUACAAAAAGUCAGCUCUUACUAAACAUCAGAGAACUCACAGUGGGGAGAAACCACAUGAAUGUUCUGAAUGUGGGAAGUCUUUUCAUAUGAAAUCCACCCUCAUUAUACACCAGAGAACUCACACUGGAGAGAAACCUUACAAAUGUAAUGAAUGUGAAAAGUCAUUCUACGUGAAGUCUCAUCUUAAUAUCCAUCAGAGGAAUCACACAGGAAAGAAACCCCAUGUAUGUGGUGAAUGUGGGAAAGCCUUUACCAUGAAGUCAAACCUCACCGAUCAUCAGAGGACGCACUCAGAGGAGAGACCUUACAAAUGUAAUGAGUGUCAGAAAGCCUUUCGCCACAAGUCAACCCUAACUGUACAUAAGAGAACUCAUACAGGGGAGAAACCUUACAAAUGUAAUGACUGUGGGAAAUCCUUCUAUAUGAAGUCAGCCCUCAGUCAACAUCAGAGAAUACACACAGGCGAGAAGCCCUAUGAUUGUAAACAGUGUGGGAAAGCCUUCUUCCAGAAGUCACACCUCACUAAACACCAUCGGACACACACAGGAGAGAAGCCCUAUGAAUGUAAGGAAUGUGGGAAAACCUUCUUCCAGAAGUCACACCUCAUUGAACACCAGCGAACACACACUGGGGAGAAACCCCAUGAGUGCAAUGAAUGUGGGAAAUCCUUCUGCUAUAAGUCAGCCUUAACCAUACAUCAGAGAAUUCACUCAGAUGAAAAACCCUACAAAUGUAGUGAAUGUGACAAGUCUUUCUGUAUGAAAUCACACCUCACUGUACAUCAGAGAACUCACUCAGGGAAACACCCCUUUGAAUGUUAUGAAUGUGGAAAGGCUUUUUAUGUGAAGUCAAACCUCAUCAACCACCAGCGGACUCACACUGGGGAGAAGCCUUAUAUAUGUAGUUCAUGUGGGAAAUCCUUCGGUAUGAAGUCGGCCCUCACAGUUCAUCAACAGGGACACACAGGGGAGAAGCCCUAUGCAUGUAAUAAAUGUGGGAAAGCCUUCUGCAAGAAGGCAGCUCUCACUAGUCAUCAGGUGAUUCACAGGAGAAUGACACCCUGAAUUGUAAUAAAUGUACCGCUUCCUCCUGUGUGGAGUCAGACUUUGUUGCACCAGGAGGUGACGUGAAUGUAAUCACGUGGCAGCCCUCAUGUAUAACUUCAGUCUUCAACACAAGGGAGAUGGGAUAGAUGACUCUCUACAAAAUGAAUAUGGGAAGACUUUGUGUCAUGUCUUAACUACAUGUCAGAGGACUCAAAUGGGAGAGCGCCCUGAGACAUCCUGUGUACAUUAGUAUCCACCAACAUAUCAAGUGCACAUUGCAGAGAAGGCACGGGGAAAGGUGAACAGUGAGAGUGUAAAGCCAUUUAUGGUCACAGCUUACUGCACAUCAGGUAACUGAUAUGGGUGUGAAAUUGUGUGGGCAUUUCAUGUGCAUGUAAGCUCCAAAAUAAUCAAACUAAAUUGAAAAAGUAAAUAGAAUAACACUAAGGGAACAUUAUUAAUUUAGGUGAUGGGGCACUCCUGAUGCUUCUAGAAAUGUAAUGCUGAAGUCAUGUUUCAGACUUGAUUCCAAAUUUUGAAAAUAUGAUGUGAGAUGUGUCUAAUCUUUGGAUGAUAAAGGUUUUUGAAAAAACACAAGUUGCUGCAGCAAGCUGUCACUUUAGUUAUUUGAAGAGGACUUGAGGUGAGUAGGGCUUCUGAAUGUGAGUAGGUAGCAUGCUUAUGUUGUGUACCUUUGGUUUUCAUGGUGAAACUCAGUGCAGUUGCCAGUGAAAAAUGUUGCCCCACAGCUUAAUAACUGUUAGGACAGACUUCCCACACUGAUGCCACCAAUGCUUCUUUGUAGCUUAACAGUACAGUAUUCAUUGAGUGACAUUUGACAAAUUUGAGUACUGUACCACAGCAUAUUAUUAUACUGAGGAAAGCAAAAUAUAAGAAACUAUAUGUAGCAUGUUAUCUUUUAUGUAAGAGUUGAGGGGACAUGUGUAUAUAUAUGUAUACCUUUUUAUGAAGUUUUGACUUUUGAAAAUGAUUAUUUAUAUAUGCAAAAGGAAA